CAAUUGUGACAUCCGUCUAGCAACACAAGAAUCAAACAACAUCCACAUUCAAGCCAACACCAACCCACCACAACCAUGCACGCCACAGGCCUCUUCCUCUCCCUCCUCUCCAUCACCUCCGUCCUCGCGCACCCUCCGCGCUACCCAACAACCACAGCCGCAACAGUGACCCCCACAGCCUCACCCUUCCCCACCGUCGUGGUAUUCGUCGAGAACCGGCAAUCCGGCGCGUACAAGACCGCCGCGGUGCCUAUCAACGGGCAAAAAGAGACCUUCGGCCAGCUGUACGGCAAUUCCAUCACCGGCAACGCCGUGGGCUACAACGGCGGCGCGCCCACCAAUGUUACCGUGCAAUUCGGCCCGCCCGGCCACAGGAAGCAGUACACGCUUGGUCAGGCGCCGACAGUCAUCUCGGCGACGAACGAUCCGCUGAAUUUGGCGGAUUGGUUGAUUAGUGCAUCGUUUGAUUGAGGGAGAGUGGACGCGGUAAUGGGAAGGGGCCGGAGGAGACUUAGUUUGUUUGGGGAGUUUUGAAGAUGGGAAUCCUUCGGGAGUCGGUGUGCAUUGGCAGGCUUCGAUUCGGCGUUUGGGGCGUGCAGGCUGCAGAGUCGGCUGAGAUGUAAAUAUACCUAGUAGAUCAACAUAGUUAUAAGCUCCUUCGUAUCUAAACGAAGCGAUCACGAUACGAGUUUCACUUCAGCUCGGACUUAUUGCUGUCACGUAAUGUCGCGAGGAGUAAUGUAUCUUGUGCAGUCAUCUCAGCGGUUUAGGAGGUCUAAUAAAGACAUCAGAUAGGCAAGAUGGCCCAGCUGAGGCUCCCGGUCGAGCGUCAAGGGGGUCUAUCCAGGAGGUGCCCUUUCGGACUCGGGACAGCGAUGAGUAGAUUGCCGAAUGCGAUGUGCAUGCGGUCUUUCAAUGCCUGCACAAGGCAAUUCGAGUCGAGUUGGCGAG
Messenger RNA from Neohortaea acidophila, 951 nucleotides. RefSeq lists its product as uncharacterized. Bases 76 to 471 code for a protein of 131 amino acids. The record is from RefSeq and is a predicted model, not a curated record. The transcript has a single exon. NCBI's taxonomy places the organism in Eukaryota, Fungi, Ascomycota, Dothideomycetes, Mycosphaerellales, Teratosphaeriaceae.